GCAGCUCGUACACCUGCUGGCUGCAGCUCCCUGGAAUUUGGAUCCACGUGUCGGUGGAGCCUGCCGGCUGCCGGCCGGCCGGCCCGACCUCGUUGAUCGCAUCAAAGUUGCGUGCCAGGACGAACCGGAGCAGAUGGCGACACCAGCAUUGUUUGCGCUCGCGUGCACGCAGGAAGCCGAGCCGGCGCGCCGCGGGAAGAAGCCCCCACAUGUUGCAGGCCGCAGGCGUGCAGGGGCGUCGCGGUCUCGCGUGGAUCCAACGACGGCGGGUGCACGGCGGCGGCGCCCUCUACUCUUUCACUCUCGACCCACGUCUGGACGGCACGCUCGCCACCACUCCGCGCGCGCGCUCCCCAUUAAUACUCCCACCGGAAACGGAGACGAGGGACGAGUACCCGUCUACCCAACCCGACCACCACCCUCCGGUUAGACCCCAGCUGGAUUCAUAGCCAGGUAGAGGUAGCUACCUAGCUCCCCUCCAUGGGUCCGAGCACGAGCAAUGGCCGGCGGCGGCUCCUGGUCCUCGCCGCGGCCGCGCUGGCCGGCGCGGGCGCGGACACCGCGACGGCGCAGCAGGGCCCGCCGACGGGGCCGGGGCCCAGCUACUUCGACCCCAAGAGCUUCAACCCGUCCAUGGCGAUCGUCAUGGUGGUGCUCGUCACGGCCUUCUUCCUGCUCGGCUUCUUCUCCAUCUACCUGCGUCGCUGCGCGGGGCCCCCGCUGGGCGGGCCCGGCGAGCACCACCACCACCCCGCGGGCGGGAAUGGGAUCGGGUUCGCGUCGCGCUCCAGGAGGCCGCGCGGGCUGGACCGCGCCGUGCUCGAGUCGUUCCCGACCAUGGCCUACGCCGACGUCCGGGCGCACCGGGCCGGGAAGGGCGAGCUCGAGUGCGCCGUCUGCCUCAGCGAGUUCGACGACGACGAGACGCUCCGGCUGCUGCUGCCCAGGUGCGCCCACGCGUUCCACGCCGACUGCAUCGACGCCUGGCUCGCGUCGCACGUCACCUGCCCCGUCUGCCGCGCCGUCCUCGCCCCGGACCACGAGGCCCCCACGGCGGCGGCGCCACCGUUGGCGCUGGCGGGCGUCGUGCCCGCCGCGGAGCAGGACGCCCAUGCGGUGCCGGUGCCGGAGCAGCCGGAGCAGGCGGUGGUCGUCGCCGUCGAUGCCGAGGAGACGGAGGAGGAGAGGAUCAGGAGGGAGGAAGCCGCCGAGCUGAUGCGGAUCGGCAGCGUCAAGCGCGCGCUGCGCACCAAGUCGGGGCGGCGGCCCGCGCAGUUCCCGCGCUCGCACACCACGGGGCACUCGCUCGCCGCGCCCGCCGCCGCCGCAGCCGAGUCCUCGGAGCGGUACACGCUGCGGUUGCCCGAGCACGUGCUCCGGGAGGUCGUCGCGGCGGGCAACCUCCGGCGGUCGGCGAGCGUCCAGACGGGCGGUGACGGGAGCGCGCGGCGCGGCUUCCUCGGCGCCGCCCGAGCCGGGAGGAGCGUCCGGCUCGGCAGCUCAGACCGGUGGCCCAACAUGUCGAUGCUGGCGCGCACCUUCUCCGCGAGGCUGCCGGCGUGGGGCUCCGUGCGGCGCGGCGAGGCUGACGCGCCGGCCAAGGGCGCGAAGGUCGCCGGCGACGGCAAGGCCGUGGAGCAGUGCGACGGCGGGGCGUGACCACUUGGCGCCAAUGUUUGACGUGGCGUUUUUCUUCUACCGUUAGGUCCAAGUGCUCAGAGUACAGUAUCCCGGUAAAAAAGUUAGGAACGUGUCCUUGUCGUCGCCGUGACUCUCUUUUUUGGCGGCAAAUCAGAGUGGGCGACAGGUUGUGUAUAUAACUUUAACUGUCGGUAAAAAAAACAAAUUCUGCAUUCCUUUGGUUCGUUACAAUCAGGGAGGUAACACAUUCUUGUGAUGAUGAGAAUCCAGGGAAAAUGUUGCUAAUA
This is a messenger RNA of Panicum virgatum (switchgrass), 1928 nucleotides long. RefSeq names its product E3 ubiquitin-protein ligase ATL6-like. The transcript has a single exon. The record is from RefSeq and is a predicted model, not a curated record. The coding region runs from base 481 to 1659 and encodes 392 amino acids. NCBI's taxonomy places the organism in Eukaryota, Viridiplantae, Streptophyta, Magnoliopsida, Poales, Poaceae.